Aspergillus melleus is the source of this 924-nucleotide messenger RNA. RefSeq lists its product as uncharacterized. NCBI's taxonomy places the organism in Eukaryota, Fungi, Ascomycota, Eurotiomycetes, Eurotiales, Aspergillaceae. The transcript has a single exon. Bases 1 to 924 code for a protein of 307 amino acids. The record is from RefSeq and is a predicted model, not a curated record.
AUGCCCUCCCCCAAACGCAUCGUCCUCGAAAAAUCCCGCACCGUCCGCCGCCGCUACCAACGCAGCAACAAACGCCUCGAAUUCUCAGCGUCCCAGAUCGCGCGCAUCGAGCGAGAAGAAGCGCGCGAGAAACGCGCCAAGCAGCUCCGCGAUCGUGAGAAGAAACGCAUCGCCAAUAAGAAGAAGAAAGCGGAGAAAGAGGCUGCGGAGCGCGAGGAACGGAGGAAACGGGGUCCUGGUGGGCUGUUGGCCGAACAGUGUGCGGAGCCGGUGCCGAGUAGUCAGCCUUUGUUGAGCAGGUUUUUGACGAAGAAGACUACGUCGGCGCCGGUGGAGGCAGAGGGGCAGGGGGGCGAGGGGGAUACUACUUCUGCUCUGGGAGAGGAUGUGGGGGACGAUGAGGAUGAGGAUGAGGAUACACAGGGAGCAGGGGUUGAGUCUUCUCGGGGAAGCUUGGAGAGGAGGGAGAGUCUUGGGGAGUUUGUGGAGCUUGGAGAGGAGGACGAGAGCUUUUUGGCAUGUCUGGAUGAUCUAGAAGAUCUGGAAGAUAUGGAUGGGUUAUCGGACGAUACGAUCAUCGCAGGGCUUGAGAAUGGACUCUUGCAGGAUGAAACAAGAGCUAUGGAAGAUACUGGGACUGGUGACAUCCGCAAAGACCCGCGGGAGAAAGACGACGACGAAUUCUCCGACUGUUCGAUAUUCUACGACGAGGAUCUCAUCAAAGAAGCGGAUAGUAUGGCAACUACUGCACGCCAACCCCGGCCAAAAGAGACGUCGGAUAAACCGGUUCCCAUCGGAUUGCCCGUGGGGGACUCGUUCCAGGACGACACGGCGGACUUGCUGGAGGAAUUUGCGCAUGAAAUCCAUGAAUUCGACACAGAUGAUGAGUUUGAGCGGGAAUUGGUGCAGUUGGAUGCCGUUUGA